AUGUGUUAUGAAAAUGUAGGAAUGACUGACAGUCACCGUGAACCAUGUUUUAUUAAUCGACGUGAGGAUGGAAAAGUAAAACAAGGUUGUGGAGAGUGGAACAAGGCAUGCCCAGAUAAUAAAGAUACCGAAUUCUGUAAAUAUUGCAGAACAAGGAAUUGUAAUGACGAAAAAAUAAUACCCAAAUAUUGUUGGACAAAUUAUGGAAAAAUUAAAGUAAAUGGAGAUGUUCCUUGUUUUGCGGAAAGAACAAAAGCUAAUCAAAGAAUUGGAAAAUGUCCUUCAAUAGCGUGUAAAACUUGUUAUAAAAAUUUAUGUAAUGAUGGGAAUGAUCUUCCUUUUAGUUUUUGUUUUGAUGGUGAUGGAAAGGGAGUUGUUGGUUGUGGCUCAAAAGCUGGUUGUGGCACUUGUGAUGAAAAUAAAAUAGACAAUUCUUGUGUUGAUUGUAGAGGAUUAAAUUGUAAUAUAAAAGAUAAAUUAAAGGAAAAUGUUUUUUGUUAUGAGAGAAAAGAAAAUGGAAACGAGAAGGAAGGAGGUAGACCUUGUAAAUCGAAAUUUUGUUUUAUAUCUGUGGAUGUUAAUAAAGGUAAUUAA
Meloidogyne enterolobii is the source of this 594-nucleotide messenger RNA. NCBI's taxonomy places the organism in Eukaryota, Metazoa, Nematoda, Chromadorea, Rhabditida, Meloidogynidae. The record is from the annotation of a GenBank genome assembly.